AUGUUACAAUCUGAAUAUCCUCCAAAUGAAUUAACUUCAUUUGAACAAAUUAAGGAGAAAGGAGAUCUCUUAAAUUCUACAGAACCGACUAUUAAUGGUUUUACAUUAGAUCUAAAAGAAAAUGAAUCAUUUGAUAUUGAUAUUUGUAUAGAAAAACUACUUGCAUGUAAGCCAUUAUCAAGUAAAAAUAUUAAGUCACUAUGCUCUAAGCUUAAAGAAAUUUUAAUUAAUGAAGCUAAUGUACAAAUAGUCAAAUGCCCUGUAACAAUAGCUGGAGAUAUUCAUGGUCAAUUUUUUGAUUUAUUAGAACUUUUUAGAAUAGGAGGUAUGCCACCAGAUGUAAAUUAUCUAUUUUUAGGGGAUUAUGUUGAUCGUGGUUAUCAUAGUAUUGAAUGUAUUUGUUUGAUUAUGGCUCUUAAAAUACGUUAUAAGGAUCGUAUAACAAUACUCCGUGGUAAUCAUGAAUGUAGACAUAUUUCACAAAUAUAUGGUUUUUAUGAUGAAUGUUUAAGAAAAUAUGGAAGUGCUUCUAUUUGGCAUGAAUUAACAGAUGUAUUUGAUUAUUUACCAUUGGGAGCUUUAGUUGAACAUCAUAUUUUUUGUGACCAUGGAGGACUUUCUCCAAAUGCAAACACAAUUGAUUAUAUUAAUUCUAUUAAUAGAUUUCAGGAAAUACCUCAUGAAGGUCCAAUGUGUGAUUUAUUAUGGUCUGAUCCUGAUGAGAAAAAUGGUUGGUCAAUGUCUCCUAGAGGAGCAGGUUAUAUAUUUGGUCCUGAUGUAAGUCAGAAAUUUAUACAUACAAAUGGUCUUUCAACAAUAUGUAGAGCUCAUCAACUAACUAUGGAUGGUUAUACUUGGGCUCAUGAUGACAAUGUAGUAACAGUAUUUAGUGCUCCAAAUUAUUGUUAUAGAUGUGGUAAUCAAGCUGCUCUCAUGGAGUUAGAUGAAUUUGAAAAUAAACAGUUUUUGACAUUUGAUACAGCUCCUAGAAGGGGCGAGGCUAGAAAAAAUAUUCAAAAUACAAUACCUCAAUAUUUCUUAUAA
Cryptosporidium muris RN66 is the source of this 1044-nucleotide messenger RNA. RefSeq names its product serine/threonine protein phosphatase, putative. The coding region runs from base 1 to 1044 and encodes 347 amino acids. Gene Ontology annotation, cellular component: cytosol. The transcript has 2 exons. The record is from RefSeq and is a predicted model, not a curated record. Gene Ontology annotation, biological process: mitotic cell cycle; peptidyl-serine dephosphorylation. NCBI's taxonomy places the organism in Eukaryota, Apicomplexa, Conoidasida, Eucoccidiorida, Cryptosporidiidae. Gene Ontology annotation, molecular function: protein serine/threonine phosphatase activity.